Molecule: messenger RNA, 981 nt
Organism: Ricinus communis (castor bean)
Lineage: Eukaryota; Viridiplantae; Streptophyta; Magnoliopsida; Malpighiales; Euphorbiaceae
Product: glycine cleavage system H protein 2, mitochondrial
Exons: 3
Coding region: 223-687 (154 amino acids)
Biological process (GO): protein lipoylation; glycine decarboxylation via glycine cleavage system
Cellular component (GO): mitochondrion; glycine cleavage complex; cytoplasm
Source: RefSeq, a predicted model, not a curated record
AAAUAAAAUCCUAUAAAUUAAUACAAAGAUACCCACCAACCCUCCGGUGCUAGUGUUCAAAUAUAAAAUGAAACUUAAUAAGAAGUUGGAGUCGUACAUAAAGUGAGGAGUGUAGUUUGUUACAGUUCGUAUCCUGCUUUGCAAGGGAAGCUUUUUAAAGGGUUUUGUUUUUUUAUUUUAUUUUUUUGUUUACAUUCACUUUUUCUUCUCUUGAUCUUAAUAAUGGCUACAAGAUUGUUGUGGGCUUCCAGGGCUGCUUCUUACUUCAGGAUCUCUGUUUUCCACAGAGGAUUCUCUUCUGUUGUAAAAGAUCUGAAGUAUGCAGACUCUCACGAGUGGGUGAAAGUAGAUGGUAAUUCUGCUACUGUUGGUAUAACCGACCAUGCUCAAGAUCAUUUGGGCGAUGUUGUGUAUGUUGAAUUACCAGAGGUGGGUGCUGCUGUAACACAGGGAAACAGUUUUGGUGCAGUUGAAAGUGUUAAGGCUACUAGCGAUAUCAAUUCUCCUGUUUCAGGAAAAGUGGUUGAAGUCAAUGAAAAGCUGAAUGGCUCCCCUGGAUUGGUUAACUCAAGCCCUUAUGACAAAGGAUGGAUCAUAAAGGUUAAUAUCAGUGAUGUUGGCGAGCUAAAGAACUUGAAGGAUUCGGAUGAGUAUUUGAAGUUCUGUGAAGAAGAAGAUGCGCACUGAGUGGACCCUAUUUUCAUGUAAUUGUAGGCACUCAUUGCGAAGAGCCCACUACCUCUGGUUCCUAUGAUACGCAUUUCUGUCUUGAUAUUUUUAUCGAGCCAUGUGUUUUCUCAAUUCCCUUUGUUGCGAAUGAUAAAGGAUCAAUAGACCCUGCCCCUCGAACAUUGAAAAUAAUCCCCAGAUUUGCAUCAAUGUCGAAUCGACCAGGCAGUUGUCAAAAUUGUUAGUCAUUGAGUUUUGGUUAUUUGGUUUUCUGCAAAAUGUUCAGGAGGCAAGAAGCACAAGUUCUGGAUA